Sphaeramia orbicularis (orbiculate cardinalfish) is the source of this 1710-nucleotide messenger RNA. It is a transcript of the gene elmod2, whose product is annotated as ELMO/CED-12 domain containing 2. Gene Ontology annotation, cellular component: membrane. The record is from RefSeq and is a predicted model, not a curated record. Lineage: Eukaryota; Metazoa; Chordata; Actinopteri; Kurtiformes; Apogonidae. Bases 139 to 1035 code for a protein of 298 amino acids. The transcript has 9 exons. Gene Ontology annotation, molecular function: GTPase activator activity.
GCACCACAGCCAGACUGUUGUCAAGUGAAACGUUGCUAACCUUUCCACACGUCUGUGAGGUUAGCUGUUAGCUUGGACGGGAAGUUUGUGCAGUGUUAUUUCUUCCGCUGUUGUCAUCAUUUCUGCAAACAAAAGAAAAUGCUGGGUUAUAUCUGGCAGUAUGUCUACACAUCCUUCUUGAGAUACUGGGUGAAGUGGUUUAUCAGACAAGCAACAGGGAAAUGUGAACUCCAGAGAAUAUGCUCUGGAUACAAACCAGGAGCAACAAGAGCAACAAAAGCAGAAUACUCCCUUCAGUCAUCAAAGAACCAGGUUUUACGACAGGCUUUGAAAACCAACAAGGAUAAUUUAGAGCAACGUGUGGAUCAAAUAAUGCAAGAGAAGAAUAUCAAACCCCAGAAAGAUCCAUUGUUCAAGGAAAGCCUCACUGUGUGUCUGCUACAGAUUACAGGAUACAGCUCUCUGUAUGUAUCUGUGGAAGAUUUGAGAAAGGAAGUUUUCAGCUCGGAUAACCCUGAACACGAGGCCAUGCUGCUGAAGCUUUGGGACCUUUUAAUGCCGACGGUCAAACUGGAAUCAAGGAUAACCAAACAAUGGGGGGACAUUGGAUUCCAGGGAGAUGACCCCAAGACUGACUUCAGAGGAAUGGGCAUGCUGGGACUUAUUAACCUUGUGUUUUUCAGUGAAAACUACACAGAGGAAGCUCGUCAGGUCUUAUCCCAUGCAAACCAUCCUAAACUUGGGUAUUCAUACGCUAUAGUUGGAAUCAACUUGACUGAAAUGGCCUACAGCCUCCUGAAGAGCGGAGCUUUGAAACCCCACUUUUACAAUACAGUCCUGGGAACACCUGAGCUCCAACAUUUCCAUCAGCUUUACUGCUACCUGGCGUAUGAAUUCGAUAAAUUCUGGCUGUCAGAAGAACCAGAAAGCAUCAUGCAGUUCAAUCAGUACAGAGAAAAGUUCCACAACAACAUCAAGGCACACUUACAGGACCCUGACGUGUCACUCAUAUUGACAGUGCGUACUAAGGCCUGAUGUUCAGGAGAUCCCCUCACCUCUCCGUGACCCCCCCCCCACUGAAGGGAGCAGUGCUGCUGAGGAUGGCGAUAAAUGUAUUAAAAAUGAGAAAUCCUGUAUUUAUUUUUUUUUGUCCCUUUUAAUUGAUGUCAAUCCUGUAACAGUUAUUUUUGAAGGGGUUUGAAAUGGAGCACAAAUGUACCAACCUAUACCUCAAAAGUGACCAUUCCAGUAGUUUCAGCCUAUUUAUAUGAAGGGGAAACGAAGAGGACGGAACAAAUGAUGACUUUUGCGAGUGUUUUCGCACUUUCAAUGAACAAGAAGCCAAAUGGUUCAAAGACAGUUGAAGAAACGUGUAACUACCGUGUUUAACUGCCUGGUUUGUAUUUAUAGUGUGUGUGUGUGUGUGCUCUCACAUUCGUCCUGCUCAGGAAUUUAAUAUUUAUGUCCAGAGAGCAUGGCUAAAACUUCAUGUUACAAAUCAUUUUUUGUGGUGCUCCCAUCCAAAACUGUUUGCAUGGUUGCAUGUCCCACAGAUAACAAUAACACUGUCUGUACUAAGAAGGACUGUUCCAUAAAACUACACAUCUUAAGACUGAUUACAUUUCCAUUACUUGAUUUUAUGCUUUUGAGGGUUUAGUUUGUACAAAGUUACAUCAAAGUUAAUAAACACAUUUUGAUGUUUCUGAUCCA